Lolium perenne is the source of this 1165-nucleotide messenger RNA. RefSeq lists its product as uncharacterized. The record is from RefSeq and is a predicted model, not a curated record. NCBI's taxonomy places the organism in Eukaryota, Viridiplantae, Streptophyta, Magnoliopsida, Poales, Poaceae.
UCUUCAAAAGCUUUCCCUCGCCGAGCGCCAUACGGAAGUUUCCGCCAUGCUGAACAAGGUCUGGGGGAAGUCGGAUGAGGAGAUGCAAGAGCUCACCGUCUUGGAAAAUGAUCUAAAAGAGUUUUUCGCCAAGCACAAAGAAGUGCGGCAGACGACGCGGAAAUUGCACGAGGAUCUCCGCGUUCAUGUGCUGGAGCAGAUCACGGAGAUCGAAGGGCUGCGUCAGAACGCGGAAAACAGCCGGAAGGCUAUCCAGCUUCUUGAGACCCGCCUCCAUGGUACGAGAUCCGAGUUUUGAUUUCAUAUAUUGAUAUAACUGUUCAUGAUGCUUGAUAUGUGCAACUUUCCGCCUUCAGAAGAAACUGCCAAGCACUCCUCGUUUGAUGAGCUAUCUGCCAAGGUCAAGGUGCUUGAGGCGGAGAAUGAAUCCCUCAAAACUUUUCUCCAAGAAUCCUCCAACAAGGAGACUGAGGCGAGGAAGGAGCUCUCCGAGAAGCAUGCCCGCGACCUGGCGGAUCUGAAUGAAAAACUAGAGAAGAGCCAGGGUCGCGUGAUUUCCUUGGUAGCCAAGAACAAAGUUCUAGAAGCGGAGGCGGAGGCCAUCGACCAACUUAUCUUCCCGAGCCUUGGCUUCGAGUGGUCAAAAGAGUCGAACCUGAAGAGGACGGAGGCAUACGAUGAAGCGCGGAUUUCUAUUGACGCGUUAUUUGAAGCCUGUCGCGGAAUCGCCAAGACUCUGUCUCUGAAGAAGGCCAAAACCACAGUCAUCGAUACGAUGACCAAUCUUAUGGAACAAGUGCCGGAUUUCAUCAAGGACUGGCAAAAAUCUUCAGCACGCGGAGUCGCCUCCCUAGUCUUGGCCACCUGCAAGGCUCACUUCCCCUCGCUCAACUUUGCGAAUGUUGCACGCGGAGCCCCCAAGGGUUCCGACAUGGGUGCCCUCCUUGCGGAAACCCAAGGCUAUGAGCAGUUGUUUGUCAGGCGAGUGAAUCACUCGUUCUGGUAUAACAAACACGAUCUGCCCAAGGGAUUUUCCGAUGCAGAGGAGGAGGAGGAAGGUGAGCCGGAGUAUUAUGGGGAAGGCUCCGGGUCAAGCGUCGAGCAUUCCGGAGGAGGCUCUGGUGACGACUCCGAGCCGGAUCCGAAACAUGGAAAAUAUGGGUAA